Molecule: messenger RNA, 1774 nt
Organism: Podarcis muralis (Common wall lizard)
Lineage: Eukaryota; Metazoa; Chordata; Lepidosauria; Squamata; Lacertidae
Gene: FAM185A
Product: family with sequence similarity 185 member A
Source: RefSeq, a predicted model, not a curated record
CGCCCUCCGCGCUUCCUAUUGGCUAGCCGCAAGGUUCCAUCCUGUCCUGAGGGAGGCAGGGAGACAUCCGCCUCCCCCAGCCGCUCACGGGCCAAAGCUUCCCCGGGAGGCGCCGCUCAGCUUCCCGGGACUUGUAGUUCGGCCUUCAGGCUCCUUCAUCGCGCCGACGUCAGCAGGGAACCACAAUUCCCAGCAGCCACCUCGGCGCCACUGGACUGGCCAAUCGCUGCUAGUACAGCUCACCGGUUCUGCGCUUGUUGUUUUGAAACUUCCAGGAUGGGUUUGGCUGGGUUGUUGCGUGUCAGAAGGACCCACUGAAGCAGCCUCAAGGCGGUGCAGGAUGCGGCCUCUGCCCCCAAGAGGCUGGUGCACGGCAGCGAGGACAGUGGCCGGGAGCUGGCAUCGGCUGUUGAAGGGCGGAGGCGUCACUGGGCGAAGGUCGUGGGCUGGCAGCUGCCAGCAGCCUCGCUGGUUUGCUGCCAGUCCUUGUCGCUGCAGCAAGUCCGAAGCGAGCAAGCGGAAGGGCAGCAAGCCUCUCAAGGAGUGGACUCUGGUUGUGGGCCCCUAUGGCCUCCUGAAGGCACGGCUCCCUUGCCACGUCUCUGUGCACCCUCUGGACCCACACAAGUACCCCCAAGCGGACAGGGUGUUCGUGACGGUGCGUGGGGCGACCGCUGGCCCCACGCAGGGUGCAGAUUUGGAUAGUUUGCAUGUGAAGUAUGAUGAGGUGCGAAAGGAGAUUACGAUAAUCUCGGAAGACAUGGACGGUGCAGCCUCUGUGGACGUGAGGACCCCCGUAAAAUUUGACUUGGAUAUCAAGACAACAGGGAAUGGCUGUGUGAAGACUGAGAAAAUUGAAUGUAACAGCUGCAGAAUAGAGACAGAAAAGGGAACGAGCAUCUUGCGGUCAAUAAAGAGUCAGAAAAUUGACAUUCAAGCUAAAGGAGGGAAAGUUAUCUGCCUGGGAACUCUUCAAGGAAAUGCUGAUAUUCAUGUGUCACAAGAAAGUAGUGUGAAUAUAGAAAAGCUACAAGGGUCAUCUAUUCACAUUUCUACCAAAAAUGGCUUAUUAAAAGCCAAAUAUCUUUAUGCAGAAUCUUCAUUGCUCUCUUCAACAGCUGGUGACAUUCUGCUGGGGAAUGUUCAUGGAGACACAACCCUUGAAACAAAAACAGGAAACAUCACAGUAGAUUCCUCCGAAGGAUUCCUGAAAGCUUCUACGCAUCAUGGGGAGAUAGAUGUUUACAUUAUCAAUCAAAAGGGGGAAGUGGAUCUGAAAUCUCAGGAAGGCUCCAUUACUGUCAAGGUACCUGCAACUCUUCAAGCUUAUCUCCAGUUAUCUGGGAGCAAGGUUGAGGUGAGCCCAGAGAUCCAGUUACAGGAGACUCAGAAUGCCUCCAGGGAGGACCGCAUAACAGUUACAGGCCAUAUGAAUCAACAGGAUAAACAAGGAAAAUAUAUUAAAGCAGAGACAGAAAAUGGCACAGUUCAUCUCAAAAGUCAAACCUGGUUCCAGUCUGUGAAACUGAAGGCCUCAUGAUGGAGUGAAUAAUCUUUACUUAUAAUCAAGAAACAAUGCAGAAAGAUUACUGUAAAUCUUGCCCACUGUUUGCAUAUAAUAUGCACUGAGGCAUGUUUUAGUGUUUCUGGUGUCUUUGGCUUCAAAUGCUCAGAAAUCAAUGGAAACAACCUUUCCCCCCUAACUUGUUUAUUGAUCACUUUAAGCAGCCAAACUUUCAACAAAUACGCUGAAGAUUAAAAUGCUUAAUCCUGA